ACCGACUCUGUUACUCACGCGUUAUCUCUACAUCUCUUUCUCUCUCUAAGUUGUUGAUAACUCUCUCUCUCUUUCUCCCCUAGCGAUCAAAAUUCGAAUGGGUCUUUGUGUAUCCGUUGGUCGCAGCGACUGCGAUUCAUCGCCGACGGCUAAAAUCGUGACGGUUAACGGCGAUCUCCGGGAAUACAAUGUCCCGGUGUUAGCCUCUCAGGUUCUUGAAGCGGAAUCUUCUUCUUCUUCUUCAUCCUCGUCGCGGACUUCCUCUUACUUUCUAUGUAACUCGGAUUCUCUCUACUACGACGAUUUCAUCCCGGCGAUCGAAUCGGAGGAGUUUCUCCAGGCGGAUCAAAUUUACUUCGUUCUCCCCGUCUCUAAACGCCAGUACCGUCUCACGGCGUCGGACAUGGCGGCUCUCGCGGUGAAAGCUAGCGUCGCGAUCGAGAAAGCCGCGGGGAAGAAGAAUCGCCGUCGUAAGAGCGGGAGGAUAUCUCCGGUGAUGAUUUUGAAUCGGCCUAACGAACGGAGCGUCGCUGUUAACAGAAAUGCAAACGAGACGAUGAUGGCACAAAAGGGAAAGGUGCUCAAUAAAACGACGCCGUUUAAGACUGCUACUACGAGCGGUUAUUCCCGGUCCGGUUCGGUACGGAGAUUGAAAAGAUAUGCCUCUGUGCGAGCCAAGAAGCUUGCGGCUCGAUCGAUUAAAAGACUCUCGACCAUCUACGAAGGAACCGUGUUUUAGAUUUAUAAAACUUACAUUUCAACGCUUUAAUGCUUUUAACGUUUCAAUGAAAACGAUAUCUGUAUAUUUAACGUUUGCACUUUGCUUUUGUGAUAUAAUGUUUUCACAUUUUGUUGUGUACCAUAGUUUAGCCCUUAAUUAUAAACCAAAUACGAAUCACUCUGUUGCGACUUUCAUGAA
Messenger RNA from Brassica napus (rape), 919 nucleotides. RefSeq lists its product as uncharacterized. The coding region runs from base 98 to 739 and encodes 213 amino acids. Lineage: Eukaryota; Viridiplantae; Streptophyta; Magnoliopsida; Brassicales; Brassicaceae. The record is from RefSeq and is a predicted model, not a curated record. The transcript has a single exon.